AUGAACAAGAUUAAAAAAAAUUAAAGUAUCCUAACAUUGUAAAAUUAUUCAACUUUAUCAAGCUACAAAAAUUAUUUUUCAACACUAAUUAAUUAUCAACAUUUAUAAAAUUUAUAAGGAGAACUUUUGGAAGGAUAAAGAUACAGGCAUGCUUUACUGAAAUUAUUGCAGCUAAUUAUAUUAGAUAGAUAUCCUUAGUUAAUAUAUAUUGUUAUGAGAAAUAUUUUGUUCACAGAGAUCUAAAGCCAGAAACUGUUAUUGUUGUUAACAAAACAGAAUUUAUAGUUAAAGCUAAUAAAUGUUGGUGAAUCUAAAUUUGUCAAAAAUAAAUCCAUGAAUAAAGAUAUUGGAACUGUUAGAUUCAUCCUUAUAGCUAGCCUUUUAUGUUGCUCCAGAAGUAUUGAACCAUUAAUAUGAUGAAAAAUGUGAUUUAUAGUCUUGCGAAAUCAUAUUCUAUGUGCUAUUAUGCAGGAAUACACCAUUUACUGGGAGGAUUGAUCAUUAACUAUUAGAGAGUUUUAAUUAGGUGUCUUUAUUUUGAAAGUAUUAUAUUUACUAAAUUUAUAUCAUAAGAGUACGUGAUUUGGAGAAUAAAUCUAAAGAUGCUAAAUAAUUUAUAUGAAAAUUCUUAAGUGUUGAUCUUAAAAAGAGAUUAUUUCCAGAAAAAGUGUUUGAUGAUCAUUGAUUAUUAAAACACAAUCCUACAACUUAAUUAAAUUUAAGAGUGUUAAAAACCAUAUACAAUUUCAAGUAAAUAACAAUAUAAUCAGUAAGAAAUAAACACUGAUAAAUGUCAUCUAUGA
Paramecium pentaurelia is the source of this 803-nucleotide messenger RNA. The record is from the annotation of a GenBank genome assembly. NCBI's taxonomy places the organism in Eukaryota, Ciliophora, Oligohymenophorea, Peniculida, Parameciidae.